This is a messenger RNA of Dioszegia hungarica, 4143 nucleotides long. RefSeq lists its product as uncharacterized. Bases 1 to 4143 code for a protein of 1380 amino acids. The record is from RefSeq and is a predicted model, not a curated record. Gene Ontology annotation, biological process: protein phosphorylation. Gene Ontology annotation, molecular function: protein serine/threonine kinase activity; ATP binding. Gene Ontology annotation, cellular component: cytoplasm. The transcript is spliced from 16 exons. Lineage: Eukaryota; Fungi; Basidiomycota; Tremellomycetes; Tremellales; Bulleribasidiaceae.
AUGUCCGUCGCGAUUGCCGGUCGGCCGGCUCCCUCGCUGGACCGAAGUCAGGCUCCAUCGUCCUCGCCGAGGGCGCUCUCCAACUACCAGCUAGGCGAUCUCCUGGGCCGUGGAGCAUCCGGCUCGGUCUAUCGCGCGCUCAACUUUCUCACUGGCGAAACAGUCGCCAUCAAAUCGGUUUCCCUCCUCACCCUUUCCCCCUCCGCCCUCCCAGACAUCAUGUCUGAAAUCGACCUGCUCAAGAACCUCAACCAUCCCAACAUUGUCAAAUACAAGGGUUUUGCUCGGGACAAGGACAACCUCUUCAUCGUCCUCGAAUACUGCGAGAAUGGCUCGCUCCAGACCAUUCUCAAGAAAUUCGGCAAAUUCCCCGAAUCUCUCGUCGCGGUGUACAUCAGCCAGGUCCUCGAGGGAUUGAUCUACCUCCAUGACCAGGGUGUCGUACAUCGCGACAUCAAAGGCGCCAACAUCCUCACCAACAAGGACGGGUCGGUCAAAUUGGCGGAUUUUGGCGUGAGCAGCAAGACGGGAGGGAAUGACAAUGAGGUGGUGGGAUCGCCAUACUGGAUGGCGCCAGAGGUGAUUGAGCAGAGCGGAGCGUCGACGGCGAGCGAUAUAUGGAGUGUAGGAUGUGUCGUGAUGGAGCUGUUGGAAGGCAGGCCGCCGUAUGGGGACUUGGCGCCGAUGCAGGCGCUAUGGCGGAUUGUCCAGGAUGAGAGCAUGCGGAUACCAGAUGGUGCCAGUCCUAUCGUCCGAGACUUCCUGUAUCACUGCUUUCAAAAAGAUCCCCAUCUCCGUAUCACCGCCAAAAAGCUGCUCAAACACCCCUGGAUGCUGUCUGCGCGCCGAAACAUCGAUACCUCUCCCCCGCCGUCCCAACCGCCGUCCCGAGAGCCUUCCGCACCGAUGGUGGACAAGGCGGAUAUGGGGACGGUUAGGCAGAAGAAGCCAUUGACGGUAUAUGAUGAGGCGGUCCAAAAGGUGCAAGAGUGGAACGAGGCUCUUAACGCUGCUCCCAAAGGCGCGCAUACUGUCCGUCGCAUCCCCUCGGCCCGCCCCAGAAACGUAUCCUCCGCUCUCCCCCUAUCCACCCUUCCAUCAUUUGCACUCCCGACUCGCUCGUCAGCCGACUCCAUAUCCGCCCAAGCACCUUCCUCCGCACAUGCCUCUCCAGCCCAUCCGGCCGGCCUCGUUGGCAAGAACCAGAACGUCUCGAAUGCGCUCAACCGGGCGAGAGAAUCCGAGGAGGCCGAAAAGUGGGAUGACGACUUUGCGGAUGUCUCGUUCUCCAAGCUUGGCCAUCACCGCUCAGACUCGACCAUGAGUGAGGAGAAUGAUCAGAUGACGCUCAAGGCGAUCAAAUCGCCCACGCCGGUCAUUAGGCCGUCAGCGUCUAUUCGGCCUCGCGUCGAAGCGUCUGCGAGUCGGGCUAUACCCGAGUCUACGCUCGAGGAUUACUCGGAUAUCGGGGUGGACGAGAGUGAGAUGGACCUGGAGAGCAAGCUGGCCAAUCUCAAGAUCAAAGGGAAAGGGCGUAAGGGCAUCCUUCACCCCGACGAUCUACGAAAGAUCAAGUCACUCAAGCCUGCGGAAGCUCCUCCACCCACCCCUCCCAAGCCCAUCCGCACCCUAUCCACACCGACGAAUGUCAAACCUACACUCUCCUCACUCGCUCCGGCUGCCACUCCAUUCGGAUCUACGCCGUCCCGACGCCGCGUCUCGCCCAAUCUCGGCCCACCACAGAGCCCACAUCUCGCUACUCGCUCUCCACCGGCUUCACGGCAGAACUCGCUCCGAGCCGAUCCGCCAAACGAGGUGGAUGUCGAGUUGCAAAAGUAUCAGGAGAACGACGAGGAUUGGGAUGAUAUGUUUGGGGAGACGGCAACAGGGGAGACUUUGGCCAAGUCAGCCGCCUCGUUACAGCUUACCCGACGGUCGAACCGGUCUUGGCGGUCUACAGAAGAGGAAGAGAUGGACGCCUUUGCUGGACUGGACGAUGACUUUGACAUGUCGGAGGAUAUCGAGGCAAAUCUGCUCCGGGACAAAAAGGCGACGCUGUGCGGCAAGAUUGAGAGGCUGGUCGGCGGGCUGGUCCCAAACGGAGAAGAUCUCAAGGCGGUCUGCGACGAGCUGCUCGUGCUGCUCGAAGAAACCCGGGAUCUCGGUCUGGAAAAUCACUUUGCCUCGGUACAUGGAAUGCUUGCUGUACUGGAAGUUCUCGAGUCGCGGAUCAGCCGAGACGUGGCUGUCAGGCUGCUGAGAAUCGUCAACUUUAUCGUCAGCCUCGACGUGGAUAUGCUCGAAUCGUUCUGUCUCAUCGGCGGUAUACCAGUCAUCAUACCCUUCACCUCGAAGAAGCACUCUAUCGAUACCCGCCUCGAAGCUUCCACCUUCGUCCACCAUCUCACCCUAUCGCCCCUCACCCUCCAGAUGUUCAUCUCGUGCCGCGGUCUCCGGAUCCUGGUCGAGCUACUGGACGAAGACUACAUUUCGAACCGCACCCUUAUCCUCUCUGCCCUCGAAGGUAUCGGAUCAGUAUUCGACCUCCAAUCGCCUACACCCCGAAAUGACUUUUGCCGGAUGUUUGUCCGAGAGGGUAUCCUCGACCCGCUCAGUACGGCCUUGCUGGCGAUACUGCGUGAUACGGAGUUGGGCGGUAGCAUCGGUAGUGCCGGUAGUGCGCUGUCCGGGAAAGGCAAGGAGAAGGAGAAGGAGGGUGAAGGAGAGUCGGAACAUGCCGAGCGGGCCAUGGCGGUCUUGCUAUUGUUCUGCCAGGUGGCGCAAGCGGAUGCGAGGGUCAAGGAGGCAUUCGCCAAUCGGACCAUUGUUAUCCGCUUGUUGAAAGCGUGCGAUUCCCUCUCGCGGAAACUGCUCGUCACCGCCAUCAAGGCCAUCAAGCACUUGUCGACUUCGCCGCAGCUCAUCGAGGUGCUGCAGAACUCGAAUGCCAUGGAAGUGCUGGUAGGGCUGUUGGGCAAGACGACGAGGGGACUGCAUAGUAACGAAAUCUGCUCGCAUAUCUUCCAAACGAUCUACUCGAUGUGUCGGCUCUCGAAAGCGCGUCAAGAAGAAGCCGCAUCGGCGGGUAUUAUUCCCUUGCUCAAGCGGGUCAUUCUGCAAAAGUCGCCGCUCAAGCAGUUCGCCCUUCCGAUCUUAUGCGAUCUGGCCAAUGCAGGCAAGGUCAGCCGAAGGUUAUUAUGGCACAAUGACGGUCUCAAGUUGUACCUCGACUUGCUUGAAGACCCGUAUUGGCGUGUCUCUGCGCUAGAUGCUAUUCUCGCCUGGAUGCAAGAUGAAACAGCUCGCGUCGAGGAUGUCCUGAUUGAACAACCUGGCUCGGAGAGCCUUGUCAAGUGUUUCGUCCAAUCGACGGGCGUCUCCAACGAGAGCAUCGUUGAUCCCUUCCUCAAGAUCCUCCGUCUGUCCUCUUCAGUCACAUCCACCAUCUCCACUCCCGCCUUCUUCCGUCGUCUCUCCGACUCCCUCGAAAAGACCGGUAAAGCCGUCACCAAGCUCAACCUCCUCCGUAUCACCAGGGUCGUCUGCGAACAUCACCCCGAUCGGCAGACCCUCGUCGAGCGCUUUGGACUGGCCGAUAUCGUCGAGCGCCUCGCCAAGCAGGACGAAGCGGUGCUCGUUCGUGAACUGGCCAAGGAGGUCAUUCCCAUUUUGCUCUUUGGCAAUACCAGUCCGGCGCCAACCAGCGCCGAGGGGGAACGCGCAGAGUCACAGAUGGGGCUCGGGGCGCCUCCGUCAGCGGCUGCUGGGAUUAUGGGUCAACGAGGCGGGAGUGGGAUGCGGCGGACAACGAGCGAGACCAUGCUGGAUGUGGGUCGAGAGCGGGGUGCGGUAGCCGGUACAGCGAUGGCGUUUGGCCCGUCAAUGGCUUCUGGCCUAAGCGCAAUAGCAGCUGGAGGGAGGGAAGGGGCGUUAUCUGCUCAGCCGAGAGGGGCGUCUCAGAGAGACAGGAUACGGCCGCUAUCCCGAGAAGAAGGGCGGGAACCGAGGGAAAGGGAGAACAGUUAUGGCUCAUCGUCGACCGCGUCGUCGAGAGUUGGCGGGAGCGCGAUUGGGACAGGCCCGCCUAUAGCUGGAGAACGGCCGAAACAUAAGCGAAGGAUAUCGCGGUCGCAACUGAGGUGA